CUUAUAACUUUCAGAAAAAUGGAUAUUUUUGUUAAUGAAAAUUUCCACAAAUACCUUUCAGAUGCAGAUUACGAUUGCAUCGGAAGUACUGUUAAAAAAAAAAAAAAACUAUAUUACGUCAGAACCUUUUAAAGUAUAUCACCGGUGUCAUUCAAAUGAGGGAAAAAUUAUCAACGACACCGUCUCCUUGUUGUGUUUCUAAUUAAUUGUGUGAAUCUAAUUAUAUAUCAUGUAUAGCAAUUAUCUCGUGUUAAGGUGAACGUUAAAGUUUGUGGAUAAGAUAUGGCGAUCUACAUGUUUCAGGAUUGCUGUUCGAUCACCUUCGUGAUUCAAUGAUUCGUUUGAUCACAACUUUACAUCGUUAGUUUGUUGUUUAGUGGAAAUGGCUUUUAAUCAGCAACAAAUCAAUCAAUGAACUUUCCUCAUCCCGCUUCCCUUCUCAUCUUUCAAACUGAAAACAUUUAUUACAUUGUUAUAUAUUUUUCGGUUAUUCCUAGGAAGCAAUCCUCAUUUAUUGGGACAGUACUUAUACCGGUGUAUGCAUAUAUACACUUACUUAUCGAGUACAUGUUAUAUACGCACACACUUAUUUUCUUGGUUCGCCAUCGCUGUUAGACAUUCAUAUAUUUUCAUACUUUUGAGUAGUGCUACAUGGUCGUUUCAUUACAGCAUCUCUCAGAUUUCACCGAAACACUACAGUCAUUCCUUUAAUGGAUGUAUAUUCCUUAGUCUACAUAACAUAAUUUAACGAUGUCUAUAUUUUCUAUUGUGUGAACUACUUGGAAAUGGCCCAGUGAACCACUUGGAAAUGGCCCAGUCAGCAAUAAAACAUUUUAUUGGUGAGUAGAAAAUAUAUCUACAUUACAUCUGUUCCUCACAUGUAAACAGAGGACUGUGGUAUCUAAGACAAGAAACUGAACUAUGCUAGAUUAACUCACAAAAAUUUGUCAGCUUUAAGAAUUGUUCAAGAAUUGAUAUGGAGAAGGUUAAUCAAUUGGACUCUUCAAACACAAAUGUUAUUAACAAUAUAGAUACAGUUAGAGAUAAGAAAGCUCUAGAGAAAAAUGUUCCUGAAUACUGCUGUGAGAUUUGUGUGAAGACAUUCUCUUCAGAACAUGAAGUCUUCAAACAUAAAGAAAUACACACUAAGGAAAAAUAUUUCCAUUGUAAAAUAUGUGGGAAAUAUUUUGUUUCUAAUAGUAAAUUAACAAAACAUACAAGAAUACACACUGGAGAGAAACCUUUCCAUUGUGAAAUAUGUGGAAAAUCAUUCUCUGAUAAUUCUAAUCUUGUCGUUCAUAUGAGAAUCCACACAGGGGAAAAACCCUACAGUUGUGAAAUAUGCGGGAAGUCCUUCUCUGAAAAUUCCAACCUUGCAGUUCACAGAAGAAUUCACACUGGUGAGAAACCUUUUCAUUGUGAAAUCUGCGGCAAAUCGUUUGUCUAUAACAGCAAGCUAACAAAACACAGAAGAAUGCACAGUGGAGAAAAACCGUUUUAUUGCGAACUAUGUGAAAAGUGUUUUGUUGAUAACAGUGAUUUAGCAGCACACAAAAGAAAGCAUAUCAAAGAGAAACUGUUUAAUUGUGAAACAUGCGGGAAAUCGUUUCUUAAUAAUUCUCAUCUUGUUAUCCACAAACGUAGUCACACUGGAGAAAAACCCUAUCGUUGUGAAAUAUGUGGGAAAUCUUUUGUUGAUAAUAGUUACGUAAAUAGACACAAACGAAUACACACUGGAGAUAAACCUUUCCACUGUGAAAUAUGUGGGAAAUCUUUUAUUACUAACAGUCACUUAAAAACUCAUAAAGUAAGUCAUACUGGAGAAAAGCCAUUUCACUGUGAAGUAUGUGGUAAAUUUUACAUAAAUAACUAUUCUCUUGUUAUACACAUACGUAGUCAUAGUGGAGAAAAACCUUUCCACUGUGAUAUUUGUGAGAAAUCAUUUACUACUAAUAGUCAAUUAAAAACACAUAAAAUAUUACACACUGGCGAAAAACUGUUUCACUGUGAAAUAUGUGGCAAGUCUUACAUAAAUAACUCUUAUCUCAUUUUACACAUUCGUAGUCACACUGGAGAAAAGCCAUAUUAUUGUGAGAUGUGUGGGAAAUCCUUUGCCUCCAAUAGUAAUUUAACAAAGCACAAGCUGAUACAUUCUGGAGAAAAACCUUUCCACUGUGAAAUGUGUGAGAAAUCUUUUAUUAAUAACAGCGAUUUAAACAGACACAAAAGGACGCACACUGGAGAAAGACCUUUCAGUUGUGAAGUGUGUGGCAAGUGUUUUGCGUCCAAUAGAGAUUUGACUACUCACAAACGAAUACACACAGAAAAACCUUAUCACUGUGAGACAUGUGGGAAAUCUUUCUGUGCUAAUUCUAGUCUAAUUGUCCACAAACUUAGCCACACUGGAGAAAAGCCAUAUCAUUGUGAAGUUUGUGGGAAAUCGUUUAACAGAAAUAGUCAUUUAAAAAGACAUAAAGAAAUCCACUCUCGAGGAAAGAAGACUUUUAAUUACAAAACACUUAAAUGGUUGGGUUUCUUUGUAUCCCUUAGAGAAAUGUCAAACGAAUUAGGAAAAUCACAACAUUGUUGUGAAAUCUGUGGUAAAUCAUUCUCUACAAGUAGUGAGUUAAUUAGACACAUUCGUGUUCAUACAGGUGAGAAGCCAUUUCAUUGUGAUAUCUGUGGUAAAUCGUUCUCUCAAAGCAAUGACUUAAUUAAACAUAAACGUAUUCAUACAGGAGAGAAGCCGUAUCACUGUGAUAUCUGUGAUAAAUCAUUCUCUGUAAACAGUACCUUAAUUCAACACAAACGUAUUCAUACAGAGGAAAAACCAUAUAAUUGUGAUAUCUGUGGUAAAUCAUUCAUUGCAAAAGUUAACUUAACUAGACACAAAUAUAUUCAUACUGGAGAAAAGCCAUUUCACUGUGAUGUGUGUGGUAAAUCAUUCACUGGAAUUGGUGACUUGAUUAAACACAAACGUACCCAUACUGGAGAAAAACCAUAUAAUUGUGAUAUCUGUGGUAAAUCAUUCUCUAACAGUAGUAAUUUGACGAAACACAGAUGUAUACAUACAGGAGAGAAACGAUAUCACUGUGAUACCUGUGGCAAGGCAUUCACUGACAGCAGUCACUUAAAAAGGCACAAACGUAUUCACACAGGAGAAAGACCAUAUAAUUGUGAUCUUUGUGUCAAGGCAUUCACUGGAAAUAGUCACUUGAGACAGACAUGUUCACACAGGAGAGAGACCACAUCACUAUGAUAUCUGUGGUAAAUCAUUCUCUAGAAUUACUAACUUGACUAGACAUGAACGUAUUCAUACAGGAGAAAAACUAUAUAAUUGUGAUAUCUGUGAGAAAGCAUUCUUGGACAGUGCAAUCUUAAAAGGACACAGACAUAUUCACACAGUAGAAAACCAUAUUCCUGUGAUUUCUGUGGUAAAUCAUUCUCGUGGAGAAGCAACUUAACUACACGUGCAUCUAUUCAUGUAAAAGUGUGAUUAUAUUAUUGUCAAAAUUCAUUAGAACACCAGACAUGAACCAAUAUUUCAAAACCAUUCCCCCUGCUAAAUCAUGGCUUAACUUUUGUGCCCUUAACAGUAAUCAUUGACCCCUUGACAGCAACCAUACAUGUUUCAAGUAUAAACAUGCUUUUAUAUAUAGUCCAUAUAACAUACUUCAAGGAUAUAGGAAAGAUAUUUGAUGUCAUGUUUAAAUAAGGCAGGAACUGGCAGAAUUGUUAACAUGUCUAGCAAAAUGCUUAUCAGCAUUUCAUUUGUCUUUAUAAAGUUAUGGAAGGAAAUGAAGACCAAUUUGAAGAUUGUGUUUUGAAGCCAAGAAGAAACAAAAAACAGGGAAGUGUUGUUUCUUACACUCUCAAGAAGAAUAAGGUUCUGGAUAAACCAUUUCGUGAAUCUGUGGAGAGUUUCAUUACAGAAAAUCGACCAAGGAGGAGAAUCUGGAUAUUCUCUCUGUAGAAGUCAAAUUUUGUCAUAAACAUGUCGUGCUGCACAGUAAUAAGAGACCUGGAUGAAUUUAGAAGAAUGCAAAUGCCACGAACCAUUCUGGAAAUGUCUUCAGUUAAGUAAUGAGAUCUGCAGCAACAUCUGGACCAAGUCUGUUGAGACUGGAGGAAUUUCAGAGCAGAAGAAUGGGAAACCACAACAUUAGCAUAUCUGUAAAAAGUCUUUUACUCAGAAACGUUGCCUAAAUACAAAUAUAUUAAUACGAGAGAGAGUCCAUUUCACUGUGAUGUCUGUGGUAAAUCAUUCUCAUAUAAUAAUGUCAUGAAUCACAAAUGUAUUCAUACAAGGGACAAACCAUAUCCCUGUGAUUUCUGUGGUAAAUCAUUCUCUCUCUUAACCGAAUGUAUAUCUAUCCAUACAAAAGUGUAACUAUAUCAAUGUCAAACUUCAUUGCAUCUCAUAACAACCAGCAUUUUAAGAUCUUUUUACCCUGAGUUAGUCCUGUGGUCUUAACAGUAAUCUCUACAGCCUUCCCUUGAAUCAUACUCAUCAUGGUUAUUUCUUUGAGCUACUAUUUUCUGACCACAUUCUCUGUAUGUAAACCACUUUAGUAGCCUCUUGCAACAUACAGGGAUAUGGGAUUCUAUCUGUAUCCAUUUCUGGUCUGAACUGGAUACAACUACUAUGUGAAAAUUGCUUCUAAUAAUAUGUAUCUUAUGUAAACAGAAACAAAAAAAAUUUUAUAGACAAUGUAAUAGUAUAUAAGAGCAACGACCAACUUUGUAUUUUAUAUCAGGGGUCCCAAACCCCUAGUUCUUGUAUCAUUUGCUACCAGGCCAGAAAGAAAUUAACUUGUUUAAAAUUAUAUAAUAUUUAAAUUGAAUAUUUGACUUUAAUUUUAAAAGAAUUGUUUAAAUAUACAACACAAUACUCAGUACAAUCUCUCAUAACUAAGUACAUUUGUAAUUAGUGUAUAUUUUACGUUUACCUUUACUGUCAUAACUGUUAGUACAGUUUACAGUGUAUUUUUUAAUUUUUUUAUCUUCUAUAUCAUCAUCAUCGUUUAACGUCCGCUUUCCAUGCUAGCAUAGGUUGGACGAUUUGACUGAGGACUGGUGAAACCGGAUGGCAACACCAGGCUCCAAUCUAAUUUGGCAGAGUUUCUACAGCUGGAUGCCCUUCCUAACGCCAACCACUCAGAGAGUGUAGUGGGUGCUUUUACGUGUCACCCGCACAAAAACGGCCACGCUCGAAAUGGUGUCUUUUAUGUGCCACCCGCACAAGCCAGU
Molecule: messenger RNA, 5250 nt
Organism: Octopus bimaculoides (California two-spot octopus)
Lineage: Eukaryota; Metazoa; Mollusca; Cephalopoda; Octopoda; Octopodidae
Biological process (GO): regulation of transcription by RNA polymerase II
Molecular function (GO): DNA-binding transcription factor activity, RNA polymerase II-specific; RNA polymerase II cis-regulatory region sequence-specific DNA binding
Source: RefSeq, a predicted model, not a curated record